CAAACAGCUGCCUCAAUCUAAUCGGGACGGACGGCCUCGGGCGCCCUGGGAUGGAUCGGUCCUCCUAUGAUAAUUCUCUGGAUCUUGUCAUCAUUGCUGAUUGCAGUAUGGUCAAUUUGUAAAACAGCUGGAAGGCGUCUCCAAGCAUUUCUCCAUCUUAGGAGUCACAUCAUGGAAGCUGACAAGGAACAACCUGGAGACAGCCAGUCAGCAGAUGCUGCUUCUUCCGCUGUAUUAGGGGAAAGUCAUAGGAAUCCCCCCGUCCGUACGCAAGACUCAAUACCCCCCAGCAGUGGGUCUCUACCUCCAACUACUCCUUCUACUGCAACAAGAACAGAGCAGAAACAGCUGAAAUUUGGCCCCUCUCGUGGAAGUAAAGCAGAACCUAAGAGCCAAAAGACAAGAAACCCACCACUAUCCAGGUUUAUCUUGGGUUCCUCAGAGGACAACUCUGAUGAUGAUGAGUGCGGGCCUUUCAAAGCUGCUAGAAGAAACAGCUUCACCAGCCUCGGUUCUCAGACUCCUUCUCUGUCUUCCCUCCCGGAAACUGAAACCCUGACCACAACCAUGAGGCCCAGCAUGUCUGGAUUACAUCUUGUAAAGAAAGGCAGAGAACAGAAAAAACUGGAUCUCCAUCGGGACUUUACUGUCGCCUCCCCUGCUGAGUUUGUGACUCGGUUUGGGGGGAAUCGCAUUAUUGAGAAGGUCCUCAUAGCUAACAAUGGCAUUGCAGCUGUCAAGUGCAUGCGCUCCAUCCGGAGGUGGUCGUAUGAAAUGUUUAGGAACGAGCGAGCCAUACGCUUUGUGGUUAUGGUUACUCCAGAAGACCUCAAGGCUAAUGCAGAAUACAUAAAGAUGGCUGACCACUACGUACCAGUCCCAGGGGGACCAAACAAUAAUAACUAUGCCAACGUGGAGUUAAUUGUUGACAUUGCCAAGCGUAUACCAGUGCAGGCCGUGUGGGCUGGAUGGGGUCAUGCUUCUGAAAAUCCUAAGCUGCCAGAUCUCCUACAGAAGCAGAACAUUGCAUUCAUGGGUCCUCCCAGUGAAGCGAUGUGGGCAUUAGGUGACAAAGUGGCUUCUACAAUUGUUGCUCAGACUGUGGGAAUUCCAACGCUCUCAUGGAGUGGAGACGGACUGAAGUUGGACUAUGAUUCAGAAGAUACGCAGCAGCAAAGUAUCAUCCGUGUCCCUGCUGAUGUGUAUGCCCGAGGCUGUGUGAAAGAUGUGGAUGAAGGUUUAGAGGCUGCGGAGAGAAUUGGAUACCCGGUGAUGAUAAAAGCAUCUGAGGGCGGUGGAGGGAAAGGUAUUCGCAUGUCUGAGCGAGCUGAGGAUUUUCCUAACCUCUUUAGACAAGUACAGACUGAGGUGCCUGGGUCACCUGUCUUUGUAAUGAAGCUGGCUCAACACGCCCGACACUUGGAAGUCCAAAUAUUAGCUGAUCAAUAUGGCAAUGCUGUGUCUCUCUUUGGACGUGACUGUUCCAUCCAACGAAGACAUCAAAAGAUAAUAGAGGAAGCGCCUGCCACUGUGGCUGCCCCUUCUGUCUUUGAGUACAUGGAGCAGUGUGCGGUGCGUCUGGCUAAGAUGGUGGGAUACGUGAGUGCUGGCACAGUGGAAUAUCUGUACAGCGAAGAUGGAAGCUUCCACUUCCUGGAGCUUAACCCUCGGCUUCAGGUUGAACAUCCUUGUACUGAAAUGAUCUGCGAUGUCAACCUCCCGGCUGCUCAGUUACAGAUCUCAAUGGGAAUUCCCUUGUACAGAAUAAAGGAUAUACGGGUGUUGUAUGGGGAGACACCCUGGGGAGAUUUUCCAAUUAGUUUUGAGAACCCAGGGAAUACUCCUCACCCAAGAGGUCAUGUCAUUGCUGCCAGGAUAACCAGUGAGAAUCCGGAUGAGGGUUUUAAGCCCAGUUCAGGGACAGUCCAAGAGCUGAACUUUCGCAGUAAUAAGAAUGUAUGGGGAUACUUCAGCGUAGCAGCCGCUGGCGGCCUGCAUGAGUUUGCGGAUUCACAAUUUGGACACUGCUUCUCAUGGGGAGAAAACCGAGAAGAAGCCAUCUCGAACAUGGUUAUGGCUCUUAAAGAGCUUUCUAUUCGGGGAGAUUUCAGGACUACAGUGGAAUACCUCAUCAAACUACUGGAAACAGAGAGCUUCCAGAACAAUGAUAUUGAUACAGGGUGGCUGGACCACCUGAUUGCGGAGAAGGUCCAGGCUGAAAAACCAGACACGAUGCUUGGAGUGGUCUGUGGUGCUCUAAAUGUGGCAGAUGCUUUGUUCCAGACUUGUAUGAAUGAAUUUCUUCACUCUCUGGAAAGAGGACAGGUACUCCCUGCUGCCACAUUGUUGAACAUUGUUGAUGUGGAACUUAUCUCAGAGGGUGUGAAAUACUCAUUAAAGGUUGCCCGACAGUCCCUCACCACGUAUGUAAUCAUUAUGAAUAAUUCUCACAUAGAGAUAGAUGUUCACCGUUUGAGUGACGGAGGGCUUCUACUGUCUUAUGAUGGAAAUAGCUACACCACUUACAUGAAGGAGGAAGUUGACAGGUACCGAAUAACCAUAGGAAACAAAACCUGUGUGUUUGAGAAGGAGAAAGACCCAACAGUAUUACGUUCUCCCUCCACUGGCAAACUGCUCCAGUAUACGGUGGAAGAUGGGAGCCAUGUCUGUGCAGGAGAGUGCUUUGCUGAAAUUGAGGUAAUGAAGAUGGUGAUGGCCUUGGUGGUACAGGAGCCUGGUCGAAUCCAUUAUGUGAAGCGCCCUGGAGCUGUCCUGGAGUCUGGGUGCGUGGUGGCGCGUCUUGAUUUAGAUGACCCCUCGAAGGUCCACCAGGCAGAGCUGUACACUGGAGACCUCCUUCCACAACAGACCCUUCCCAUUAUUGGAGAAAAACUUCAUCAGAUUUUUCAUAAUGUGCUGGACAAUCUGAUCAAUGUAAUGAAUGGAUACUGCUUGCCUGAGCCUUACUUCACUAACAAGGUGAAGGAAUGGGUGCUUACACUGAUGAAGACCCUACGAGAUCCAUCCCUUCCUCUCCUCGAGCUCCAAGAGAUCAUGACCAGUGUGUCCACCAGGAUUCCACCUUCUGUGGAGAAAGCCAUACGCAAAGUGAUGGCUCAGUAUGCCAGUAACAUUACCUCUGUACUGUGCCAAUUCCCAAGCCAGCAGAUUGCCAACAUUUUAGACAGCCAUGCGGCCACCUUGCAGAGGAAAGCAGACCGGGAAGUGUUUUUUAUGAACACUCAGAGCAUUGUGCAGCUGGUGCAGAGAUACCGCAGUGGCAUUCGUGGUUAUAUGAAGUCGGUUGUUCUUGAUUUACUUAGAAGAUACCUACAGGUUGAGACGCAGUUCCAACACUCUCACUAUGACAAAUGUGUGAUUAACCUGAGGGAACAAUAUAAGCCAGACAUGACCCCUGUGCUAGAGUGCAUCUUCUCACAUGCCCAGGUGGCUAAGAAGAACGUGCUCGUCACCAUGUUGAUUGACCAGCUUUGUGGGCGCGACCCAACGCUCACCGAUGAAUUAAUGGCCAUACUCAAUGAACUGACACAGCUGAGCAAAACGGAACAUUCCAAAGUCGCCUUGAGGGCGAGACAGGUCCUGAUUGCCUCUCACCUCCCAUCUUACGAACUGAGACACAAUCAGGUUGAAUCUAUUUUCCUCUCCGCCAUAGACCUUUACGGUCAUCAGUUUUGUCCAGAGAACCUAAAGAAACUCAUCCUUUCAGAAACAUCAAUCUUUGAUGUCCUCCCAAACUUCUUCUAUCACGUCAAACAGGUGGUUCGAAUGGCUGCUUUAGAGGUGUAUGUAAGAAGGGGCUACAUUGCAUAUGAACUAAACAGCCUACACCACCACCAGCUCCAGGAUGGGACACGUGUGGUGGAGUUCCAGUUUAUGUUGCCUUCUUCUCAUCCCAACAGAGAGAUCAGCCCUACACUGAGCAGGAUGUCUCUGCCCGUCAGUGCCACACACCUAGAGUUAAAUCGUCAAAGCAGUGAACUCUUCAUGGACAGUGGUUUCUCCCCUUUGUGCCAGAGGAUGGGGGUUAUGGUAGCCUUUGACAAGUUUGAGGAUUUCACAAGGAACUUUGACGAGGUCAUCUCCUGCUUUGCAGACCCUCCUUUGGACAGCCCUUUGUUCAGCGAGGCACGGUCCACUUUUUAUGACGAAGAAGACAAUAAGAGCAUCCGCGAGGAACCCAUCCACAUUUUAAAUGUGGCUAUAAAGUCUGUCGAGCGCGUUGAAGAUGAAGAAUUGGUGUCCGUAUUCCGAACGUUCUCUCAGUCAAAGAAAAACAUCUUGGUGGACUAUGGUCUUAGAAGAAUCACUUUUUUGAUAGCCCAGCAGAGAGAGUUUCCAAAGUUCUUCACAUUCAGAGCGAGAGAUGAGUUUGCAGAAGAUCGUAUAUACAGACACCUUGAACCCGCUCUGGCCUUCCAGCUGGAGCUGAACCGGAUGCGUAACUUUGACUUGAAUGCGGUGCCAUGUGCAAACCACAAAAUGCAUCUUUAUCUGGGUGCAGCAAAAGUAGCAGCAGGAGUAGAAGUGACAGAUUACAGGUUCUUUGUCCGAGCCAUUAUCCGUCAUUCUGAUCUCAUCACAAAGGAGGCUUCUUUUGAAUAUUUGCAGAACGAAGGUGAGCGUCUUUUGCUCGAGGCAAUGGAUGAGUUAGAAGUUGCUUUUAACAACACCAGCGUCCGCACCGACUGCAAUCAUAUCUUCUUAAACUUUGUCCCCACGGUCAUUAUGGACCCUUCCAAGAUAGAGGAGUCCGUCCGCUCUAUGGUUAUGCGAUAUGGCAGCCGCCUGUGGAAGCUGCGUGUACUUCAAGCUGAAGUCAAGAUAAACAUCCGUUUAACACCUACAGGGAAAGCAAUACCUAUCCGUCUGUUCCUGACCAAUGAGUCUGGAUACUAUCUGGAUAUCAGCCUCUACAAAGAAGUGACAGAUCCUAGCACUGGGCAUAUCAUGUUCCAUUCUUAUGGAGAUAAACAUGGACACAUGCAUGGAAUGCUGAUCAACACGCCAUACGUGACCAAAGAUCUGCUGCAGUCCAAGAGGUUUCAGGCCCAGUCCUUGGGGACCACAUAUGUUUACGACUUCCCUGAGAUGUUCAGACAGGCUUUGUUCAAACUAUGGCGGUCAGGAGAAACGUACCCCAAAGAUAUUCUCACCUACACUGAGCUGGUUUUAGACACCCAGGGACAGCUGGUGCAGCUGAACAGGUUGCCUGGUGGUAAUGAGGUUGGGAUGGUGGCUUUCAAGAUGAAUCUGAAAACCCCAGAAUACCCAUCUGGUCGUGAUGUCAUCGUAAUCUGCAAUGACAUCACUUAUAAGAUUGGCUCCUUUGGACCACAAGAAGACUUGCUUUAUCUCAGAGUUUCAGAACUGGCUAGAAAGGAAGGGAUCCCUCGAAUCUACAUAGCCGCCAACAGUGGUGCACGAAUAGGACUGGCAGAGGAACUCCGGCACAUGUUUCAGGUUGCCUGGAAUGACCCUACAGACCCUUACAAGGGUUUCAAAUAUCUGUACCUGACCCCCCAAGAUUAUACGAAAAUCAGCUCUAUGAACUCGGUACACUGUGAGCAUGUGGAGGAUGAGGGCGAAUCGAGGUAUGUAGUGACUGACAUUAUAGGAAAGGAGGAAGGAAUUGGAGUGGAGAACCUGAGAGGAUCGGGGACAAUAGCUGGAGAAUCGUCACUGGCAUACGAUGAGAUAGUGACCAUAAGCAUGGUAACCUGCCGUGCAAUUGGGAUUGGAGCCUACCUGGUGAGGCUGGGUCAGCGUGUUAUACAAGUGGAAAAUUCCCAUAUAAUACUGACUGGAGCGAGUGCUUUGAACAAAGUCCUGGGGCGUGAAGUGUACACAUCAAACAACCAGCUAGGAGGGGUACAGAUCAUGUGCAACAAUGGCGUGUCCCACACUAUGGUGCCUGAUGAUUUUGAGGGAGUUUAUACUAUUCUUCAAUGGCUCUCCUACAUGCCAAAGGAUAAAUACAGCCCGGUGCCAGUCAUGACACCCACCGACCCCAUCGACAGACAGAUUGAUUUCAUGCCAUCCAAAGCUCCUUAUGACCCCCGCUGGUUGUUGGCUGGAAGACCUCAUCCAAGUGUGAAAGGGGCAUGGCAGAAAGGGUUUUUUGAUCACGGAAGCUUUAUGGAAAUCAUGCAACGCUGGGCCCAGACUGUUGUAGUGGGACGGGCACGAUUGGGUGGAAUUCCAGUGGGAGUUAUUGCUGUGGAAACCCGGAGUGUGGAAAUAGCAGUACCUGCUGACCCUGCCAAUCUGGAUUCAGAAGCUAAGAUAAUUCAACAGGCAGGACAGGUUUGGUUCCCAGACUCUGCCUUCAAAACUGCCCAGGUAAUAAAGGACUUCAACCGAGAGCGUCUGCCUCUCCUUAUUUUUGCGAACUGGAGAGGCUUUUCUGGAGGCAUGAAGGACAUGUAUGACCAAGUGCUGAAGUUUGGGGCGUAUAUUGUAGACAGCCUUAGGGAGUUCAAGCAGCCUGUGCUGGUAUACAUCCCACCUUAUGCUGAGUUGAGAGGAGGAUCGUGGGUUGUUAUUGACCCCACUAUUAAUCCUCUCUACAUGGAGCUUUAUGCAGACAAAGAAAGCAGAGGUGGGGUCUUGGAAGCAGAAGGCACAGUGGAAAUCCGUUUCAGAAGAAAAGACCUAAUUAAAACAAUGAGGAGGAUAGACCCUGUUUAUGCUAGUAUUGUGGAACAGCUGGGCACUCCAGAGCUAUCCAAUGCACAGUGCAAGCAGCUAGAGAUGAAGCUAAAGGCCCGUGAGGAGAUGCUGCUCCCCAUAUACCAUCAAGUAGCUGUAAAGUUUGCAGAUUUACAUGAUACCCCGGGAAGAAUGCAGGAAAAAGGAGUCAUCACAGAUAUCCUGGAGUGGAAGGAUGCACGCACCUUCCUCUACUGGAGACUAAGGCGCCUUCUUCUCGAAGAGGUAGUGAAAAGAGAGAUCCUUCAUGCCAAUAGUGAACUCAGUGACAUCCACAUCCAGUCUAUGCUCCGUCGAUGGUUUAUGGAAACAGAGGGGGCUGUAAAGGCUUAUUUGUGGGACAAUAACCAGGUGGUGGUGGAGUGGCUCGAGAAACACUUGCAAGAGGAAGAUGGAACACGAUCUGCUAUCCGGGAGAAUAUAAAGUAUUUGAAGAGAGACUAUGCCCUUAAGCAUAUUCGAGGUUUAAUCCAAGCCAAUCCUGAAGUAGCCAUGGACUGUAUCGUACAAAUGACCCAACAGAUCACCCCAGCACAGAGAGCCCAGCUGGCUACGCUUUUAGCCACCAUGGACAAUACUCCUUCCAGCUGACACCAGAAGAGACAGCAGUUGCAUCAUCUCCAUGAACUUUAAUAGUGAUCAACACAAAGCUUCUUGGGACAGCCGCCCACCGAUAUACCAAGCUGACGUGCCUUAAUAAAGACCAACCAAACACCCCUCAGUGUCUUGUUCUCUAGCUGCCACACGGUCACCACUGGCUUCCCGCUCUUUAUAUCGUCAUUAAACAACUGGCUGUUUUAAAUAGUUUCCUUUCAGGAGUAUAGUCUUAUUAUAAACUCAGUAUUGUUGCUUUAAUGCACUUUUCAACCAGAUCAUGACCUCCAGAAUACACAGGUGCUUGUAAAGUUUAUGUGUCUAAGGGCUAUGAAGCUCCGGGAACUGAUACAUACGCACAAAUGAAAUGUCGCGUUGAAUGUGUUAGGACUCUACCACUGUUUUAUUCAAUACCUUAAGAAUGUCAGAAUUUCGUCCUCGUUAAAACCUCAGGAAGCAGUUUCUACCUUUUUAGCCUGAUUGCGUAGAGGAAACGAGGCAAUUGCUAUUUGUUACUCGGCUCUCAGGACUGAAUGGAAGUCUUACCAGACCCUUCUAUCCGUCAGACCUGCUAUGAAGUGAUUAAAAGGGGAACUAAUGUUUUAAAAAAGACUUUUAAAAAAUCUGUAUGGAUGUGCCUAGAUCUGUUAUUGAGUUGUUGCAGAAGUAUAAUCCUAGUAACGAUGUACAAUACAUUAUCAUGUGUAUGA
Molecule: messenger RNA, 8033 nt
Organism: Spea bombifrons (plains spadefoot toad)
Lineage: Eukaryota; Metazoa; Chordata; Amphibia; Anura; Pelobatidae
Gene: ACACB
Product: acetyl-CoA carboxylase beta
Exons: 53
Coding region: 67-7320 (2417 amino acids)
Biological process (GO): fatty acid biosynthetic process
Molecular function (GO): ATP binding; metal ion binding; acetyl-CoA carboxylase activity
Source: RefSeq, a predicted model, not a curated record